AGGAGCUGAUAGAGCAUUGACUUGGAGCAGAAGGCAGAAAAGAAGGCAGAAGAUCCUCCAAACUGGGGAGCUCAAGAUGGUUCUAAACAAGGCCUUAUGUUUCCGAAUAAAAGAUGCUACAAUGAAGGCCAUUUAUGUGCAGAAUAACCAGCUCUUGGCUGGAAGAGCGCAAGCGGGAAAACUUAUCGAAGGUGAAGAGAUCAGCGUGGUCCCCAAUAGGUCACUGGAUGCCAAACGGUCCCCGAUUAUCCUGGGCAUUGAGGGAGGCUCCCAGUGUCUGUCAGUUGGGAUAGCUCAGCAGCCUAUUCUUCAGAUAGAGCAUAAGAACAUCAUGGACCUUUAUCGCAGCAAGGAGGAAUCCAAGAGCUUCACCUUCUACAUGCGCAACACCGGACUUACCUCUAGAUUAGAGUCAGCCAUCUACCCAGGCUGGUUCCUCUGCAGUAUCCAUGAGGAGAACCAACCUGUCACCCUCACCAACCAUCCUGACAAUUCUGAAUCUGUCAUCACUGACUUCUAUUUCCGACAAUGUGCCUAAGCUUUAACUUCCCCUAGCAACCUAUUGGAGAGAUGGCUCUGUCUAGCCUCUGGCUCUCAGCUUCUUUCUUCUUCAGAUCACAGAAUUUGAGAGUCAGAAAAGAACAUCAGUAGCCAUCACUGAACCUAGAAUCAGGAGGAUCUGAGUUCAAAUGUGACCUCAGAUACUUAUUAGCUGUGUGACCUGGGCAAGUCAC
Phascolarctos cinereus (koala) is the source of this 734-nucleotide messenger RNA. It is a transcript of the gene IL36RN, whose product is annotated as interleukin 36 receptor antagonist. Lineage: Eukaryota; Metazoa; Chordata; Mammalia; Diprotodontia; Phascolarctidae. Gene Ontology annotation, biological process: cellular response to lipopolysaccharide; inflammatory response to antigenic stimulus. The record is from RefSeq and is a predicted model, not a curated record. Gene Ontology annotation, molecular function: cytokine activity; interleukin-1 receptor binding.